This is a messenger RNA of Rhodotorula toruloides NP11, 2130 nucleotides long. RefSeq names its product F-box domain containing protein. The record is from RefSeq and is a predicted model, not a curated record. Bases 1 to 2130 code for a protein of 709 amino acids. Gene Ontology annotation, molecular function: protein binding. NCBI's taxonomy places the organism in Eukaryota, Fungi, Basidiomycota, Microbotryomycetes, Sporidiobolales, Sporidiobolaceae. The transcript is spliced from 11 exons.
AUGGCAGGCGGACGCGCAGCCCCGCGCACGAGCUACAAGGAGGCCGACAGCGACGACGACUGGCUUGCGGGCGACGAGGAGGGCGCGACGAAGGGGUUCGAGGACUUGCCGCUCGUCGAGGGCGCGAAGGGCAAGGCAGGCGGCGCGAAGGGCAGGAAGCGCGUUGGAGACACGUAUGGAGCAGGACCGCGCAAGAAGGCGAGGAAGUCGAAGAGCAAGGGCAAGGAGAAGGCAAAGGAGGACGAGGACGAGCCGCUGUUCAGCCUCGACCUUCUCUUCCGCCUCGCGGACGACCUCUUCCUCGAGAUCUGCGGCUACCUCGACGGACGCGACCUGCUCGAGUUCUCGAGGACCUGCAAGGCGAUGCGCAAGACGCUCUUCUCGCCGAAUUCGGGCUACAUCUGGGCCAACUCGCGCCGUCGCGACGACAUCCCGCUUCCUUCCGGCAUGACGGAGCUCGCGCUUGCGUGUUUGCUGUACGGCAAGGGCUGCCAGAUCUGCGGCAACGAGAGCUUCUACUUUCGCCGGGACUGCUACCUCCGCUUCCGCUCCUGCGCGCGGUGCAGGAAGACCUACGUCAUUGCCAAGAGCAAGCUUGCGAGGCAGUGGCCGGACUUGCAUCCUUCUGCGCAUCUUUGCGUGCCGUUUCACGACGAGGGCAUCAACGAAUUCUCUGGCAAUCAGCAGCCCGUCUGGUACCUCGUCUCCGAGCUCGCGGAGGUCCAUAGCCUCUUGCUCGAGCUCGAGGAAGAAGACGAGCUUCUCCGCUAUGCAGCAUCUGGCUCGAUGCAAUUGUCAAGGUCGUCGGGGUACGGGCCCGCUCUCAGCCUUGUCGAUGACUUUGUCAAGUGCAAACGAGCGGAAGUUGCCCAGAAGCAGAAGGAGUCGUCGGCUCUCGACAUCGCUUUCUCCAUGAAGGUUUCUCGUGAUCGCGAAGCCAUGGAUCAGAAGCGGUGGGCGAAGCGGGAAGAUGUGAAGGCGGUAGCUCAAGGAUAUGUCGACGAGCUUGUCGCAAAUCACGGGUGGACCAAGGAGCAGACCGACUGGUACCUUGAGCGCGUGACUUGGAUGGCAUCUGAGAAGCACAAGCCUCCGACAGAGUCGCCGGCGGACGACGAGGAGGGUUGGGGCUCGUUCGGGCGAUACAUCCAGGGCAUCCUCGACCGUCACGCCGCCGCCAAGCAGAGCUGGCAGGUCGCCAAUGCACGCCGCGAGGCCCUCCGCCCGUUCUAUCAGGACUACUGCGAAGCAUCGUCAAAGCCGCCGCAGCUGUUGCCGAGUUUGUACGAACUCGGAAGGCAGCCAUCAAUCAAGCCGUGGCUUCUCCCUGCGUCUCCCCUCUGCGACGAGGCUUUGUGGGAGGAGCGUCGCCCUGUAGUCGACUCUGCGAUCGACGACUUCCAAAUCAACCUUCGCCUGCACGCCAUCCGCCUCAUCCUGAGUGCGACCACAGGUGUUUCCCUCGCCGACCUGUCUUCCGAUCCCGCCGACUAUCCCGAGUCGAAGUACGACGCCGACUUCUUUGACCGUCCAACAUCGCUUUUCGGCGGCGAAUUGGAGAUCCCCUCCAUGCCGGGAGUGACCAUUUACUACCCUCUCCCGUUCCCGAAUUGCCUCGUCGAGCACAAGUCCGACAUGCGCCACCAGGAAACGAUGCUCGGCGGAGGAAUCAACGAGCGACAGGUCAUCUUCAUCCGCCUCCUUCUUGACGCUGCGGGUCUUGACGAAACGACGACAAACGCCGACGAUUUGGUUUACCUCGGCGCGCGGUUCCGUUGGACGAACCACCCGUCGCAGUGGAGGAGCAAGCGGGAGACGAAGAUGUACUGGGCUCAAGCGCUCUACGCCAUGCUCUCGCGUGGCCCGAAGCUCGCACAGCUCAAGGCAGGCGACCUUCCCGAGAUCGAAUGUGUACCUGUCGCAGCGGGCGACGACGAAAAGCGCGACUCGGAGGAAAACGACUCUGGCGAAGACGACGACCCGGACUCGGGCUCGAAUUCGGACGCGGACGGCGACUCCGACAGCGAGGCGCAUUCCAACAGCGGGGGGCGCUCCCUCCGCAGCAGCGACGGAGAGAUGGAGGACGAGGAGGAUGAUGAGGACGAAGAGGAAGACGAGGCAGACGAGUGA